Molecule: messenger RNA, 1299 nt
Organism: Acanthocheilonema viteae
Lineage: Eukaryota; Metazoa; Nematoda; Chromadorea; Rhabditida; Onchocercidae
Source: the annotation of a GenBank genome assembly
AUGGUAUCAUGUUGUUUCUCGAGUUCAAAAGCUCCUGCGACAUCUAGGAAAACAUUUUCUAAACCUGAUCGACCGAAUAUUGUUCUUGUUGAUGCGGUACGUACGCCAUUUCUACAAUCAGGGACAGUGUUCAAGAAUAUGAUGGCUUUGGAUUUGCAGCGAGCAGCUCUUUUAGCAUUAGUCGAUCGGACGAAAGUGAAUGUAGACGAAGUAGGACAUAUUGUAUGUGGUACUGUGAUACAGGAAUGUAAGACGAGUAAUGUGGCACGUGAAGCUGCGUUAACGGCUGGAUUUCCUAAAAAGAUACCAGCGCAUACGGUUACAUUGGCCUGCAUUUCUUCAAAUGUUGCAAUAACUGAUGUCAUGAACAUGCUUGCAACAAGAUACUGUAACGCAGGUAUUGCUGGUGGUGUUGAGUUAUUCUCCGAUGUUCCAAUCCGAUAUAAUCGGAAAGCACGCUUAGCAAUGCUUUCUCUGAAUAAAGCAAAAAAGUUUUCCGAUAAGUUAACAGCAAUAACAAAUAUAGCAGUAAAUUUCUUCUCACCUGAAUUACCAAGUGUUGCUGAAUUUACAACUGGUGAAGUAAUGGGACAUAGUGGUGAUCGAUUGGCGGCCGCAUUUGGUGUUUCUAGGCGAGAACAGGAUGAAUAUGCUCUCCGUUCACAUAUGCUUGCUGAUCGUGCUGCGAAAGAGAACCUUCUCUCUGACGUUAUACCAAUUUUUGUAUCCGGUAGCAAGCCGACGAUUGUUCGAAAAGAUAAUGGUAUCCGUGUUUCGUCAAUCGAAAAAUUAUCACAGUUGAAGCCAGCUUUUGUAAAAUCGCAUGGAACUGUUACUGCUGGCAAUUCUUCAUUCCUUACUGAUGGUGCAUCUGCUUCACUGAUAAUGACGGAAGAUUAUGCGGUAAAGAAAGGUUACAAACCAAAGGCUUAUCUGAGGGAUUUUCAGUAUGUAGCGCAAGAUCCAACUGACCAACUUCUUCUCUCACCUGCCUAUGCAAUUCCGAGGCUGAUGGAUAAGGUUGGAUUAACAUUAAAAGAUAUCGAUGUCUUUGAAAUUCAUGAAGCUUUUGCUGGACAAAUUCUAGCCAAUUUGAAUGCCAUGGAUUCGGAUUAUUUUUGCAAAGAAAUGUUGAAACGACCGACAAAAUAUGGACGUAUACCGGAGGAGAAGUUGAAUACCUGGGGUGGCAGUCUUUCACUCGGACACCCAUUUGGUGCAACAGGAAUACGAUUGGUGUCGCAUGCAGCAAAUCGACUGCAACACGAACAAAGCAUGAUUUCUUAUUUUUUUAAUUAA